Molecule: messenger RNA, 878 nt
Organism: Nematostella vectensis (starlet sea anemone)
Lineage: Eukaryota; Metazoa; Cnidaria; Anthozoa; Actiniaria; Edwardsiidae
Exons: 1
Coding region: 176-868 (230 amino acids)
Source: RefSeq, a predicted model, not a curated record
GUCCGGACAACAUUGCCCUGGGUUAUUUUAAGCUUUUGAUUGCGCGACACAAGUUCUUGCCUCAGUCAGCAAUUCUUGGAAAUCAUGUGAUCCCAGAGACAUAGCGGAAACUAUAGCGGACGCUUGAUGUUUGCUUUACAUUUUUGGUGGCUAGAUAUAAAAAGAUAUAAUAAUCAUGGGCUGCUUUCUUGGACGCCAACAGAGAGCUGAAAUCGAACCGCUAUUACAAGGGCGUCUCGGUUUGGCUAAUUUCAGAAAUGGAAGAGACGAAGCAAAUUCUACUAGAGAUCGAAGAUGCAUCAAAUGGACCGUUAAAGGGAUGGCCCGGACACUUGGCAUAUGGGAUCCCUCGGGUUGUGGUGUCAUGCUAUCCUUUCUCAUGGCAUUGAUUAGCUUGUUUCAGCUUGCCUACGAUCUUUUUGUCGUCUGUGGCUGCCCUGGUUUUGACUGUGGAUACCUCCAAAAGCACGGCAAUCAUCAGAAGCAAAAACCCUUUCGCAAGACAUCCAAUACAAUGUACACACUGGCUUCCAUGGGCGGAUUCUUCUCCUUUACCUUGCUGCUUAUUUGUCUGCUGCUCGUGAAAAGACGACGCAAGCUUUAUGACUACAAAGCACUAGUUCCCCCAGACGUCUUAGAUCACGACUUGUCAAACAGACACUUGAACGUCAUGUCUGGAACUGUAGCACUCACCGUUGUGCUCUUUUCAGGUUCGGUCGGUUUGUUCUAUUACAUCGUACACUCUGAACCGAAAAACACUUAUUUCUACUGGUUAGUGACUGGUGUAGCUUCGCAGUUUCUCUCCCAGUGGGCGGCUAUAGUAGCAUGCCAUUUAUUUGCAAUCUGCUGCUGUUCAAUGGGUAAGUAGAUAGUCCAAA